CGCGACGAAAAGGAAAAGAUGAUAGACAUAAAAAACUUGUGCAUAAAAUAUUUUGUGCGACAGUUGUGAUAAAUAUUAUGUAGACAAAUAAAACUAGUAGACAGAGUUUUGGAAUCGAAGAAUAUUAAGAGGAUACUAGGAAAAGUAAUUAGAACUCACAUAUAGCGAUUCAUGUUCAACAUUCAUUUGAUAUUAAUAAUAUUGGAACUCUGGCAUUUGGAAAAGAGGAAUUAUAAAAGAGAGCUUAUUUACUCAUUAAAACUAAUUUUCUACAUAUUCGGUUAUUUAUUCUACUCACUAUAUUUAUAUGAGUAUUGUAAUUGUAUGAAGCUAUUUUUAAAGAUGGAUUGUAGAUUAAAUUUUAUUUUAGAACUAUUAAUUAUCCUACUUUUAUGUUCUAAUAAUAAUUUUUGUUGAUGUUAUGUUUUCCAUAGCUGGGGAAAGAAACAACUAUGUUGCAAGAGUCUUUUUGACAACGUUUAUUAUUUACAUUUUUACAAAAACUUAAUCUAGAAAAAAUUUGUUCUCCAUUUUUCACGAACUUACGAAGGAAAAAUCGCUGACUCUGCAACACAUAACAUGAAGAAAUAAUGCUCGACAUUUUUGCUAUUCCUUUUGUGCCGUAUGUUUAUAACCUAAAAUGGUUAAAACGAAAAACAAAAGUGAACAAAAUGGUUUUUAUACAAAAACAUGUUGAAUCAAAGACGAUGAUCGCACUCUUGACUUGAGAAAAAUAUUUUGUGCACAAGUUUUUUAUGUCUAUCAUCUUUUCCUUUUCGUCGCGAUGGGAACAUACUCUUCAAUAUGAAUGUUUUUUUGAAAUUCAAUAUUAACUUAAAUUAAUAUUAAUAAUUUUUUGCAUGUUUUUCUCAUUCUUUUUUUUAUAUUACAGCCCUGAAAAAUGAUUCAUGAAGAACAAAAAAAUAACUACUCAUGUUUCUCUUUUACAUGUAGUCACUAAAACAAAUGUUCUUUUUAUAUUAGUAAAAGAACGAAGAGAAACAUAAAUUGAGCAGCGUUGUAUAUCUAUGACAGUUGAAUAAUCGAAAGUAAAAAAACAACGGGGAAAGUGGGUUUUAAAAACUCCCAGCAAAAAGAAGAAUGAAAGAAAACUAUAUAGACCGGUUCUUUUAACCGAAACACUGUACUUUCUGGUGAUCGAUUGACUGACGUUAGACAUUCUUGAAACGAUUGUUGAACAGCCACAAGAACACUUUGUAAACAGGACAUAUUCUUAAUCUUAAUUAUUAAAGUAAAAACUCUCAAGUUAGAUUUUUUUGCAUUAGUUUUACCACUACUAGUGACAUCAACAUUCGAAUUGUUCUGGUGACUUCUAACGUAUUUAUUUUCAAUUGUGUAAGGAACUUUUAAAUGCUUUUGUUGAUAAUAAAAACUAUAUCUUCUAGAAUACUAUCUCAUACGAGAAGUUAGGAAUUUUUUCUCAAGAAGAGAGAGAAAAGAGGGUCUUUUUGCAUGUCAUAGAAUAAAUCUGUCGUAUCUACCUUUAGUGUUGUAAAAUAAUCAUAAAAAAUGCCUUGGUUCUUGUCAUAAAACACUUUUUGACAGCAGUUAACAUUAAUUGUACGACCUUUUCGUAAUGGAAUAUAACUGUUCACAAAGUGAAUUCAAUCAAUUAAGGGAGCAAAUUGCGAUCCUGACGCAAAGAAUUGAACACCUGGAGAAAAAGUCAAUGAAACGUAUUAUCAAGAAGCUAUUAUUACCCCCAGACUUACAAAAGAUCCAGUUACAUGAUCAAAAAAUGAAAUAUAACGUGGAUCUUAUAAACUAUCUGCCACAAAAUGAAGAUGUUAAAGCUAUUUUAGUAUCCGUAUGCGUUCAGCACAACAAUCAUCCAAAUGGUCAUGCGUACUUGGUAUUUGACGCCUAUCAACAAUGUGCUACUACAGAUCAAAGAACCGAUUAUGAUGAACGAACAUACAACUGUCAUGGUACACGACAUCACCAAGAACUAUUCGUUCCAUGGGAUACGGCUAUCAAUUCGUCAAAUUUGGUUAUUGAUGUAUCUUAUGCACGUAAUACGGGAAGUUAUCGAAAUCAUGGUAAUUUAAAUUGGUUUGAAAUUAAAAUUACUGGGUAUAUCGCAUAA
Molecule: messenger RNA, 2107 nt
Organism: Didymodactylos carnosus
Lineage: Eukaryota; Metazoa; Rotifera; Eurotatoria; Philodinida; Philodinidae
Source: the annotation of a GenBank genome assembly